Messenger RNA from Neolamprologus brichardi, 5105 nucleotides. Lineage: Eukaryota; Metazoa; Chordata; Actinopteri; Cichliformes; Cichlidae. The record is from RefSeq and is a predicted model, not a curated record.
CCUGCGGAGCACUCUUUUGUUCAGUAGCGCUCAGCUGCUGGAGAGGUGAGCACCACUCUGGUUGGCGCUCAUCCACUCAUCGCGGCUGCUGAUUUGACAAGUCCCCGAAAGACGCAAGGACACGUCUCCGCAUCCAGGCGCACUGCACACGAAACGACACAGACCCCGUCUCCCUGUCUGACAGCAAUUCCUCGGACUCGCGGGGCUUUUACGCGUGUCUUGGAUGGUUCAGCUUCCCUGACUGUGGCGCUACCACCUGCACUGUAUCACACAGACGCUCCUGUAAAGCUGCGGCAUCGCUCUACAUUCCUGUAGACGGGACCUGACUUGAUCUGAAAGGUGCAGCAGGAUGCAGGGCUUACUGCCUGUUUGUGGACCGCAGCUCCUGCUGGCCCUCCUUCUGCUUCAAACUGCGGUCUGGGGCUUAACCAGUGCAGAUACAGUGGUGAAUAUGCGGAAGGUUACCCAUCAGACCAUAAGUGAGGAGCUUUCUAAAACAGUUCUGCUCCCUUGCCUCUUCACCCUCCGCCCCAGUGCUGGUUCAUUCCACGAGCCGCCCAGAAUCAAGUGGACUAAGGUUUGGGGCCAAAGAGGCUCUGACGGCCUGCAAAAGGAACAGUCGGUCCUGGUGGCCAAAGACAAUGUGGUCAAGGUGAAGAAGGCCUUCCAGGGUCGUGUCACACUGCCUGGUUAUAAUAAGAACCGCUACAAUGCCAGUCUCGCUCUGACUGGGCUACGCUCUAGCGACUCUGGUCUAUAUCGGUGUGAGGUAGUGGUGGGCAUUAAUGAUGAGCAGGACACAGUUCCUCUGGAGGUCACAGGUGUGGUAUUCCACUACCGGGCCCCUCAUGACCGCUAUGCCCUGUCCUUUGCUGAUGCCAAGAGGGUGUGCAUCGAGAACUCAGCGGCCAUUGCAACACCUGGUCAGCUGCAGGCUACGUUUGCUGAUGGCUAUGACAACUGUGAUGCUGGCUGGCUUUCUGACCAGACUGUACGGUAUCCCAUCCAGUCACCACGGCCAGGUUGCUAUGGUGAUUGUGAGGACUCACCUGGAGUUCGUAACUACGGCAAUAGGUCCCCUGAUGAGCUGUUUGAUGUCUACUGUUUUGCUAAGCGUCUUCAAGGUGAGGUUUUUCACUCCACAGUGCCAGAGAAGCUGAGCCUUGCCACCGCCUCCACUCACUGCCAUUCCCUGGGAGCCCAGCUGGCUACUGUUGGGCAGCUCUUCCUCGCCUGGCAGGCUGGUCUUGACCAGUGUGAUCCCGGCUGGCUCGCUGAUGGCAGCGUUCGCUAUCCCAUCAACGUCCCGCGGAAGAACUGCGGCGGAGACGAGCCUGGGGUACGGACUGUCUACAACAACCCGAACCGGACUGGGUUUCCUGACACCUCAGCUCUGUUUGAUGCCUACUGCUACCGAGCCCACCAGCCAGCAGGGGUGCAGGCUGCGCAGCCACAGCCUUUGUAUCAGACACCUCACCUGGCAGCAGAGGCCAUGUCCUUAUUAAGUGAAGCCCAGGAUAGUGCCUCUAUUCCUAAGACUUCCACCUGGACUGGCCUUGUUGACUUAGAUGAAGUACGAGUCCCGUCCAUUGCUGGAAUCAACAACUCAUCUGAGCUCUCCGAAGAGCAUGUGAUCAUCCACUUAAGGCCUGAGGAGGGUUUGGAUGAAACUCAGGAUGGACCUGGAACGCCAGAGCCCAGCCAGAAUGAGUCACACAGCUUAAAUAACAGCAAUGCUUUGGGCGUUUCUGACCUUGAAACCUUCGAGAAGCAUGGAGGCUCUGCCCAUGAGGAAGAAGAUGGAAGCUACUUUGGAUCUGAGACUCCAACAUUAUCCUCAAUUUCUACUUCCACGCCCCAAGUUCAAACCAGUAAUAGUAUUCUGACUGACUUUGUUAACACUCUUAUGAGGCCUUUUAGAUACUGGACUCAGAGUGAGGAAGGUGAUGAUACAGAGAAAACAGCCAUGGUGCCAGAUGAAAACACAACAAAUAACCAAACACAGGGGGAAGCGCCCAGCAGGAACCCAAGUUUUCCAAAACCCAGUGGGAAAAAGGGCAGCAUAGAUAAUGCCAUUAUGGAGGACAGAAGUGGCACUUUUUCUUUCAGGAGUCCGGUGACUGAGCUGCAGAACUCAGAAGAAGGUCUUUCCAGUGAGGAGAAAGAGGUGAUGCCAUUGAUUCAGUUAGUACCUGCAGUCCAGAGCACAGAGGCAAGUGGUACGAGCAGCCCUCCAGGAGAGAGAACAACGAGCCCCAUCGCUGACCACACUCAAUCUGCUGUUAAAGAAAUCCCUGAAUCGGAUCCCACUGAGAGCUCACCAUCCAGUGAACAUGUCAACUUCUCCAGUCUUCAGGGUCUCAGGCAACAUCCUACCUUUGUUCCUGCUCCCAGCUCCCAGUUUCAGUGGGCCAUCAAAUCAAUGCGCAUUCCCAAACUAGGCCUUCCUAAAAAUGUGGGCUAUGUGGGUAAAAAACCCACCUGGGAGCCAAUGGAAGCCAAAGCAGGACCCAUUGAGAUGAUGACCCUGCCCACCUUCCUUCGACAGGACUACACAGAUAAUUAUUCAGGUGAAGGCAAAGAGCAGGAUACAGAGAAUGCCAAUACUCCAACUGCCAGAAGCGCAUCAGGAGAGGAGAAAGUGAUAGAGGGUAGUGGAGAAGGGAGCAACGUGCCGGAUGGAUUUGGAAUGAAAGACAACAAUUUGGACAGCAGUGGCAUCAAAGUGAUUACUGAGUCGAAAUCUUCACUCAGCCAGAGUGAUUUUGCCACUGUGGCUGAGCGCACAACUCUGUCCCACUGGCAGCUGGUGGAACAGCCCACCACCCCACCUCAGGUCUCCCAGGAAACAGAGUCAGCAGAGGAGGCUAGGGGCGAGAUCUUCUACAUUCACAGGCCUACUGACAAGCUCUCAUCUACCUCCUCACACAGCGGGGAAGUUAGUUCAAACUCCGGAUUCACCCCAGUUUAUAGAAAAGACAGUAAGGGUACAAGCACUGAUGAGGUGAUGAUUACCAGACAUGAGGCUUUGAUAGAGAUGCUGACAACUUCUGAAAUGACGACGGCAGAGCUUCUGGCCAGAGAUGCACAGACAGUGGAUCCUGCUACCACAGCAGCCACUAUAGAAAAUAGAUCUUAUACAGAGGAGCCAUCUAUUUCCAUUUCGUGGGCUCAGGAAGACAAGGAGAAAGCUACAAUGUUACCCAACAUGCAGGGCCUCUCAUCGACUCCUGCACCCGAAGGAGCAUCCACAACCACUUCUGGAGUCAUUCACUUGACUACUGCCGUAUCAGACAUCAAGGUUGCUGCUACAGAAAUGGAAUCCAGAUCUGCCGUUUCUGAGUCUUUUGUUGUGGGAAGCCAUUGGACGCCAUUCAAGGGCUUAAAGUCAGAGGAACAUAAAACCCCGCCAACAACAGAAGAUACUGGUACAAAGAAUCCUUUUGGCAUGCUUGUGCCCAGCUGGGAAUUUGGGCUCAACCCAUCAGUGGAGAGUAAUCCAUGCCAGACCAAUCCUUGCCUCCAUGGUGGAAGCUGCCUGCAGGAAGGGGAUGGUUACAGUUGCUACUGUCCUCAGGGGUUCUCUGGAGAGAGCUGUGAGAUCGACAUUGAUGACUGCCAGUCGAAUCCAUGUCAGAACGGAGGAACCUGCAUCGAUGAGAUCAACUCUUUUGUGUGUCUUUGUCUGCCCAGUUAUGGUGGCGCUACUUGCGAAAAAGGUCUAAGCCAUGACAACACCUGGAUUGGGCUAAAUGAUCGGACAGUAGAAGAUGAUUUUCAGUGGACUGACAAGAUGGACCUGCAAUAUGAGAACUGGCGUGAAAACCAGCCAGACAACUUCUUUGCUGGAGGAGAAGACUGCGUGGUGAUGAUUGCUCAUGAGAAUGGCAAAUGGAAUGACGUGCCCUGCAACUACAAUCUGCCCUACGUCUGCAAGAAGGGAACAGUGCUUUGCGGGGCCCCUCCAACUGUGGAUAACGCCUUCCUGAUUGGUCGGAAGCGUACCCACUAUGACAUCCACUCAGUAGCGCGUUACCAGUGCGCCGAUGGUUUCCUGCAGCGGCACGUGCCCACUGCUAAGUGUCGUGCUAACGGCAAGUGGGACCGACCUAAAAUCAUCUGCAUAAAAUCCCGGCGAGCUCACCGUUACCGGCGCCACCACCACAAGACCAGGAGAGAGCGCAGAAAGCACAAGAGGCACAGCCACAGAGAGGGAGGCCACCACGGCAGAGAGGGAGGCCAGGGUCACAACCACGCCCGCUUCUGAACCAAAAAAAACCAUCAUCCCCCCCCCUUUUUCUCCUCUGCUGCCAGCUGCAGUUUGCCUGUCUCCCUGUCGUCCCCAUUUCCCCAAACAGUUCGUCACAAUAACAGCCCAAAACUCUCUGACCAAGCCGCCUCCCUCCGGCCUUGUCCCGCACUGCAUUGUCCUACCCUUAGCUCUCCAAGUCAGCCUGUAUCAUAGUCAACUGCAUCAACAGGACAAUAAUAAAUCCCUUUGUACUCUUUUUACUUUCCUUUCUCGGUCCGACGUUCUGGUCAUACCCUCGCUGUCUCUUACCUACCUUCUUUCUUGACCCACUUACUCUCCCCUCGAGCUCAACGAUGACCUGAAACAUGGGGCUACGCUGACCUGUUUUUAAAAAAAAAAACAUCUUUGAGAGCCACACUGAACAUUCUUCAGAGAGAAGUUCCUAAAUAGGGAUUACAUCAUCGAAUUUGCUGUAUCAAAAUCAGACGAGUCAAGGAAGACAUUGUGUUGUUGACUUGAGCCUUUUGUCUGUUGAACACAUAGUUAUUUUUUACAAACACUCAGUGUUUAUUUCUUGACUCUGCUGCUUUUGGUUCGCUCUUUGUAAGGCACUGUACUUGACUUAAAGCGACGGCGAGUUGUUCCGAAACAGAUUUAAUUGAUUUUCUUUCAUUCAGAAGCAGUUGUAAUUGAAUUCUUUUAAUUGUUAGCGUUGUAUCUUCUUGUCAGUGUAAGACCAUUACUUUAGAUCAGAUGCUUGACCCCAGAGGAAAAUGGAAAUCGCAUCCCUUCCCAUUGCAGUUUCAGCACGUCGCAUCACACGUCAGUCACUUUUCAGAAGUGUUAAACAAAA